Molecule: messenger RNA, 3358 nt
Organism: Phaethon lepturus (White-tailed tropicbird)
Lineage: Eukaryota; Metazoa; Chordata; Aves; Phaethontiformes; Phaethontidae
Product: otoferlin-like
Exons: 25
Biological process (GO): synaptic vesicle priming; plasma membrane organization
Cellular component (GO): presynaptic active zone membrane; synaptic vesicle membrane
Molecular function (GO): calcium ion binding; AP-2 adaptor complex binding
Source: RefSeq, a predicted model, not a curated record
AGCCGGGAAAGGAGUUUUUUCAGCCAUGAAGCUUGGCAAGACACGUCCAUCGAAGGAUGACCAUCGGAAACAAGAUGAGCCCGCUGUUUUGGAGGCAGAAGACCUGGACCGAAAAGCCAUGAGACAGGGCUGUGGACUGGAGCCAGACACCAUCUCCUUGGCCUCCGUCACGGCUGUCACCACCAAUGUCUCGAAUAAGAGGUCCAAGCCUGACAUCAAAAUGGAGCCGAGUGCUGGGAGGCCAAUGGACUACCAGGUCAGCAUCACCAUCAUCGAGGCCCGGCAGCUGGUUGGGCUCAACAUGGACCCCGUGGUCUGCGUGGAGGUUGGAGAGGAAAAGAAAUACACAUCCAUGAAGGAAUCGACCAGUUGCCCUUACUACAAUGAGUACUUCGUCUUCGAUUUCCACGUGCCCCCAGAUGUCAUGUUCGACAAGAUCAUCAAGCUGUCUGUGAUCCACUCAAAAAACCUCUUGCGCAGUGGGACUUUGGUAGGCUCCUUCAAGAUGGACGUUGGAACAGUUUAUACUCAGCCCGAGCACCAGUUCUACCACAAAUGGGCCAUCCUUUCCGACCCUGAGGAUCUCACUGCCGGGCUGAAAGGUUACAUAAAGUGUGACAUCGCCGUGGUAGGGAAAGGGGACAACAUCAAGACACCACACAAAGCCAAUGAGACGGAAGAGGAUGAUAUUGAAGGGAACCUCCUCCUCCCAGAUGGGGUCCCUCCGGAGAGGCAGUGGGCUCGUUUCUACAUCAAGAUCUAUCGAGCGGAGGGGCUGCCCCGUAUGAACGCCAGCAUCAUGGCCAAUGUGAAGAAGGCUCUCAUCGGGGAGAACAAGGACUUGGUAGACCCCUACGUGCAGGUGGUCUUUGCAGGGCAGAAGGGGAAGACAUCCAUACAAAAAAGCAGCUAUGAGCCUCUCUGGAAUGAGCAAAUAAUUUUCACAGAAAUGUUCCCCCCAUUGUGCAAGCGGAUAAAGAUCCAGAUCCGAGACUCGGACAAAGUCAACGAUGUGGCCAUUGGUACCCACUUCAUUGAUUUGCGGAAGAUCUCUAACGAAGGAGACAAAGGCUUCCUGCCCACCUUUGGCCCGGCGUGGGUGAACAUGUACGGGUCCACCCGGAACUACACCCUGAUGGACGAGCACCAAGAACUGAACGAGGGUCUGGGAGAAGGCGUCUCCUUCAGGGCCAGGCUUCUGAUGAGUCUUGCUGUGGAGAUCUUGGACACCACCAACCCGGAGAUCAACAGCUCCACUGAGGUGCAAGUCGAGCAGGCCACAUCAAUUGCUGAUAACUGCACUGGGAAGAUGGAGGAGUUCUUUCUCUUUGGAGCCUUCCUGGAAGCUACCAUGAUCGACAGGAAGAUCGGUGACAAACCCAUCAACUUCGAAGUCACAAUAGGUAACUAUGGGAACCAGGUUGAUGGCAUGACCAAACCCAUCCUACGGAGGAAGAAAGAAGGAGGGGAUGGGGACAUGGAGCAGUCCGAGCUGCUCCAGAAUUCAAGUGAGGAUGAAGGUGAUGAAGAUGGAGAGCUGGUCUCUGUUUCCUCAUCUCAACCUGUGAAGCCCCUGGUCACAGACAGGAACUACUUCCACCUGCCAUACUUUGAGAAGAAACCCUGCAUCUAUAUCAAGAGCUGGUGGCAGGACCAGCGCCGCAGGUUGUACAAUGCCAACAUCAUGGACAAGAUUGCGGACAAGCUGGAGGAAGGGCUGAACGACGUGCAGGAGAUGAUCAAGACGGAGAAGCCGCACCCGGAGCGCCGGCUCCGAGGGGUCCUGGAGGAACUGAGCAAUGGGUGCUUGCGCUUCGUGACGUUGGCUGACAAGGACCAGCACCACUCUUCCCGCACGAGGCUGGACCGGGAGAGACUCAAGUCCUGCAUGCGGGAGCUGGAGAACAUGGGGCAGCAAGCCACGACUCUGCGGUCGCAGGUGAAGAAGAACACCAUGAAAGACAAGAUGAAGCUGGUGCAAAACUUCCUGCAGAAACUCCGGUUCUUGGCGGACGAGCCCCAGCACACUAUUCCCGACAUUUUCAUCUGGAUGAUGAGCAACAACAAGCGCAUUGCCUACGCCCGCAUCCCUUCCAAGGACAUCCUCUACUCUAUUGUGGAUGAGGAGAUGGGCAAGGACUGCGCCAAAGUGAAGACCAUCUUCCUUAAGCUACCUGGGAAGAGGGGCUUUGGACCUGCUGGCUGGACAGUUCAGGCCAAGAUGGAGAUGUACUUGUGGCUGGGCCUCAACAAACAGCGCAAAGACUUCCUGAGUGGCCUGCCCUGUGGUUUUGAGGAGAAGAAGACCACCAGAGGCCAAAAUCUGCCUUCCUUCCCGCCCAUCAGCCUCCUUUACACCAAGAAGCAGGUUUUCCAGCUGCGAGCCCACAUGUACCAAGCCAGGAGUUUAUUUGCAGCCGACAGCAGUGGCCUUUCAGACCCCUUUGCACGAGUCUUCUUCAUCUCCCAGAGCCAGUGCACAGAGGUUCUCAAUGAGACCCUUUGCCCGACCUGGGACCAGCUGCUGGUUUUCAACAAUGUGGAGCUGUAUGGAGAAGCUCAUGAGAUGCGGGAUGACCCUCCCAUAAUUGUCAUUGAGAUCUAUGACCAGGACACAGUGGGCAAAGCUGACUUCAUGGGCCGCACCUUUGCCAAACCAGUGGUGAAGAUGUCGGAUGAGCACUACUGCCCUCCACGCUUCCCCCCGCAGCUGGAGUACUACCAGAUCUACCGGGGCAACUCCACAGCCGGUGACCUGCUGGCUGCCUUCGAGCUGCUCCAGAUUGGCCCUGGGGGCAAGUCAGACCUGCCCCCAAUCGACGGCCCAACAGACAUGGACCGGGGCCCCAUCCUGCCAGUGCCACUGGGGAUUCGGCCAGUGCUGAGUAAAUACAGAGUGGAGAUCUUGUUUUGGGGGCUGAGGGAUCUGAAGAGAGUGAACCUGGCCCAGGUGGACCGGCCCCGUGUGGACAUUGAGUGUGCUGGGAAGGGGGUCCAGUCAGCCCUCAUCCAGAACUACAAGAAAAAUCCCAACUUCAGCACUUUGGUCAAGUGGUUCGAAGUGGACCUCCCAGAGAAUGAGCUUCUCCACCCACCCCUCAACAUCCGGGUGGUGGACUGCAGGGCUUUUGGGCGUUACACCCUGGUGGGGUCCCACGCCGUCAGCUCCCUCCGAAAGUUCAUCUACCGCCCACCAGAUAAGACAGCCCAGCACUGGAAUAUGACAGCUAAACAUCUCAAUGGCUAUCUGCCAAUGGCCAACAGGGCCCAUCGCUCUCGCCCCACAGGGGAGAUCAUUGUCAAUAUGGAGCCUGAGGUUCCCAUCAAGAAGAUGGAGACGAUGGUGAAGCUGGAAGCU